Molecule: messenger RNA, 2783 nt
Organism: Ziziphus jujuba (common jujube)
Lineage: Eukaryota; Viridiplantae; Streptophyta; Magnoliopsida; Rosales; Rhamnaceae
Product: anaphase-promoting complex subunit 4
Exons: 20
Coding region: 93-2585 (830 amino acids)
Biological process (GO): anaphase-promoting complex-dependent catabolic process; protein K11-linked ubiquitination; positive regulation of mitotic metaphase/anaphase transition
Cellular component (GO): nuclear periphery; anaphase-promoting complex
Molecular function (GO): protein binding
Source: RefSeq, a predicted model, not a curated record
UGAAAGAAUUUUCCUUGACCAAACCAAGUGGCGAUAUUUUUGGAUUUUGUGUUGUUGGCAAAUAUUGUUUUCCGCAAAGAUUUGGUUUUCUAAUGAGCCUACUGAAGAAGCAAGUUGAAAAACAAAAAGCCCGCCUUCAGCCUUCACUCUCUUCCUUUUCGGCUCCUCCUCCAACCAAUCUCCCUCGUCGUCCAUUUCAGGCUAAACUCAUUUUCUUCUUCUCCUUCUCUAUCUUUCCCGCGCCAUUACGCCCCCUUCUAAUUUUAGUAAUGGAAACCGAGGAGUGCCAACGAGUGCUUCCAUUUCAGCUUCAGUUCGACAAACCAGUCACAUCUCAGAUUAAAAUCGCAGAGUGGAACCCCGAGAAAGAUUUGCUGGCUAUGGUCACAGAGGACUCCAAGAUUUUGCUGCACCGUUUUAAUUGGCAGAGACUCUGGACAAUCGCUCCUGGAAGGUCUAUAACAUCCUUAUGUUGGCGUCCCGAUGGUAAAGCCAUAGCUGUUGGACUUGAGGAUGGAACAGUUUCAUUGCAUGAUGUUGAAAAUGGGAAGUUGUUGCGAAGCUUAAAAUCCCAUACUGUUGCUGUUGUUUGUCUAAACUGGGAGGAGGAUGGGCAGCAUAUUGGAGAUGACUCUGGUGGUAUAUCUACCUAUGAAGAUCGUACUUCUCGUUUCUUUCCGCCAGCUCCAAGGGUUCCUCGGAUGCCAGGUCUGGUAGCUGGAGAUACCAGCUUCAUGGAUGAAACUGAGGAUUCAUUCCAAGAGCUGUCAAAUUCUUCACAACAACGUUUCAACAUCCUUUGCAGUGGAGACAAAGAUGGAAUAAUUUGUUUUAGCAUAUUUGGCAUUUUUCCAAUAGGCAAAAUUAACAUACAUAAGUGUUGUAUUUCUCCUCCAUCAAUUGAUAAGCAAGAGUGCCAACUUUUGGAUGCUUCCAUUUCCAAGGUUGCUUUGUCAAAAGAUCUUUGCCGCUUGAUAGUCAUCUGCUCAGGAGAAUUAAUUAAGGAUGGGGUACAAUCAGAAAACAGACAGAUGUCUGGACAUGGUUUGCAUGGAUUGCAUUGCCUAGUGCUCGAUACUUCUAUAUUUUGGAAGAGGAAAAAUGAGCUCCAUCUAGUGGCUCAGCAAGCUUCUAACAUUGAGGAAUUGACUGAGGUUAUCCGGGCAUCGCUAUCUGUCAUGUCUAAGCAGUGGUCUGAUGCUAUGAACACUUUUCACGAAAAGUUUGAUUCUCUGUCUAAUCUUAUUAUUGAUCAUGGGCUUGAUUCCUCUCCCCAAGAGGAGUUUUUGAGCCUUUUAGGUGGUGCGCGAACGAGUCCUCCAGUUCAUCAAUUUUUAGUUAACUCUCUUGGAGAAGUGGGUGUGAAGCGUGUGUCAAAGGUUGUCUGUGGUGCUGGAAAAGAACUUCAACAUAUUGUCCUAAAUCAUUUCCAGCCUGCUGCAGAAAUUAUUGGAUUCAGGAUGGGAGAAUUGAGAGGUCUUUCUAGGUGGCGGACACGCUAUCAGGGUAUUGGCUUGGAUGAGACUCUCAUUAGUAAUGCAACAGAAAAUGCUGGAAUGAUAAUUGUACAAGUUGAAUGGUUUAUGAGGCUGCUUUCAUCUGUGGUGCAGCAGUUUUCAAAUUUCUUCAACUGGCUUUUGAAAUGUAUAAAGCUACUAAUGUCUGAACCUAGUGAUCAGCUUCUACCAUACAACAGUGAACUUGUUAUUAUAUUCUUGAAGUUUCUUUAUGAUCGAGAUCCUGUUAGGCAGUUGCUGGAAGCAUCAGAUGCGGAUGACACUAUUGAAAUUGAUUUGGAGACAAUGCAGAGAGUUAAAGAACUAGUUCAGUUUGGUGGGUUUUCAGAUUGUGAAUAUCUGCAAAGAACAUUGGCUAAAGAAUUUCAACAAAUGGAAUCUAGUUUCAAGGAGGCUUUUCUCAUGCCCUUUACUUCAAUUUCAAGAAAGAUACUUUGUGAGGAUUUGUUUCCACUCUUCCCUCUUCCACCUUCGUGGGGGUCCGUGUUAGUUCCUAUGUCUGUAUCAUACUACGAGGAUUCCUCUCUAUCUUGUCAGCAGACUUGUCAAAGAAGGUUUAUUGAUUACAUAUCUUUCCAAAUACCAGACGACUCUUUUUCAAAUAUUGCAAACUGUAUAGGAAUAGUAAGAGGGUUUACACAUGAUUUGAGCUCUGUGAAGAAGGGCUGUAGUUCACUUGAAGCUGUAUUAUUAAGUGUCCCUGAGGGUUAUCAAUGUGUGGAUCUGUCCUUAUAUAAGGAGAGUCAGAUAGUCUUGUUAUUAAAUGAAACAAAUACCAAUUCUGAAAGCUCUGGAGAUGCCUGCAUGCUGAUUGUGCAAGCAAAGGACCUUCCAUUCGUAUCUAUCUCACAAUCCACUUGUCCAAACUUUUGGAAGUUGCUUCAGUUAAAGGACUAUCUUGCUUACCUGCAAAUGGAGAAUGAGAAAGUUCGCAGCAUACCUCACUCUGUAAUAGCUCCUUUGGCAGUUAGCUCAUCGAGAGGUGUGGCUUGUGUUUUCGCUGCAAGAAAGCGUGCGUUGGUCUACAUUCUGGAGGAAGAUGAGGAUGAAGUCUCAGAUGCAGAAUAACUGGCGGUCAUGUAUAUUUAUUUUCCUUCAAAAAUUUUUGGUGAGUUUUACAUUAUUUUGAUAUUGAAACCAAAUAUGUUAUAUGGGUUUAAUUACUUUUCUUUUUUUUAUUAUUUUUUUUCUCAGCAUGUAUUUGCAUUUUGUACCAACACUUCAAAUGUAAAUAAUAAAAACUACAGGUACCGAGUUGUUCAGCAA